AUGAAUCUCCCUAUUUUGACUGCCGUCCUUCUUGGACUCAUCCUGACUCCAGCCCUUGCUGAUUAUCAUCAACAGACUGAGCUAAGCAAGAAAAUCUCCUUUAGUGGAGGCUACCAGCUUAUGACCAUCAACAGGUAAUGGCUCAUGGCAAGUGUUGAGCAAAAGACCAACCAUGGGUCCUGGAAAACCAUCUGGAACUAUGACAUAGGUUUUAUGGCAACCAAAGUGCUGCCAGAGAAAACUUGCUAUCUUUCCAUAAUGAACAGAACAGAGAUGCCCAGCUUUGAUGCACUCCCUCAGCUGGCUCAAGACAUCAGGAACCAGAAUUAUCCAAGACCCCCUUCAAAGGAGAUCACAUUCACCCUCGUCAAGAGAACAAUUCGUGACCUUGAAUCAUAUGGACCAGACAUUUUCUCCAUGUGCAGAGGACUCUCAACUUCUGUGGCUUAUGAAGUUCAUGGACCACAAUUCAGUCUUGGAUCAUGCAUCAAACUCGAUGUCCUUCAGUAUUUGGCCCUCACGUACUGCCAUAAGGAUAAUUUUGUGUAA
This is a messenger RNA of Cinclus cinclus, 549 nucleotides long. It is a transcript of the gene GKN1, whose product is annotated as gastrokine 1. NCBI's taxonomy places the organism in Eukaryota, Metazoa, Chordata, Aves, Passeriformes, Cinclidae. The transcript is spliced from 6 exons. The record is from RefSeq and is a predicted model, not a curated record. Gene Ontology annotation, biological process: regulation of cell population proliferation.